Molecule: messenger RNA, 1827 nt
Organism: Camellia sinensis
Lineage: Eukaryota; Viridiplantae; Streptophyta; Magnoliopsida; Ericales; Theaceae
Source: RefSeq, a predicted model, not a curated record
AUGGAUGCACAAAUGAGAGCUUCUGUAGUUGGUUUGCUUUGUUGGUUUCUUGCCAUAGCAAGUCUCCAUUUUAGUUCAUGCAAUGGAAACUCCAAUGCGUCUGGCAUUGCAAAGGAGAGAAAAGCCCUUUUGCGGUUCAAGGACAAUCUUACUGAUCCUUCAAGCUUGCUGUCCUCUUGGGCUAGUAAUGAUGAUUGUUGUUCUUGGGAUGGAGUUGUCUGUGACAACUUUAGCGACCAUGUUCUUGAGCUCCAUCUUCAAGGUUCAUGCACAGACGACAACUGCAAAAUAUUGAGUGGUAAGAUAAAACCUUCUUUGCUCAAUUUGAGACAUUUGAGUUACUUAAACUUGUGCUACAAUGAUUUUGGAGGGAUCAAAAUCCGCAAUUUCGUCCGUUCUUUAAGGAGUUUAAGAUACCUUGACCUCUGUGAAGCUGGAUUUAGUGGACCAAUUCCUCAAACACUUGGGAAUCUCUCAAGUUUGCACUAUCUCUGUAUUCCACAUUGUUCUAAUAGUUUAGUGAGUGUUGAAAAACUUCAAUGGAUUUCUGGUCCUCUUGUACUCCAACACCUCGAUUUAAGUUGUGUGAACCUUAGCCAAGCAUAUGAUUGGCUGCAGGUGACUAGUAUGCUCUCUUCUUUAGAAGAGUUACACUUGCUUAACUGCCAACUUCGUCCCUCUUCUUCUUUUCUUGGCCUUAAUUUUAGUUCUCUUCUUGUUCUUGAUCUCUCUUUCAACUACUUUAAUCCUUUGAUGCCAAAUUGGUUGUUUGGUCUUACUGGCCUUGAUUCUCUGGUUCUACGCUAUUGUGAUUUUAGUGGUCCAAUUUCAAGUGGCCUUCAAUACAUGACCAGCCUUAGAGACCUCAAUCUCUCAUGGAACCAUUUCGAUUCCACCAUACCCACAUGGUUGUAUAAUUUCAAGGGUCUCAAAUCACUCAAACUUGGUGGAAAUGAUUCACAAAGUCUAAUCUCAGAUACCAUUCCUGCUUGUUUGGAAUUUUCUUCAAGAAUUGAUUAUUUAGAUCUCUCUAACAACCAAAUUGAUGGAGAGAUUCCAUAUAUUCCAAAGCAUAAUAACUUUUCAUACUUUGGAUCGGUAACCUACUUAACUUCCAACCGAUUUAGUGGUCCAUUGCCCACUAUCUCUCCUCAUCUACAUGAGCUAGAUCUUUCCAACAAUUCAUUUUCAGGAGAUAUGUCCCACUUCUUGUGUGGAAGUUCAAAUGAAACAAAUCAAUUGAGAAUUCUUAAUCUCAGAGAAAAUAAUUUAUCAGGGAAAAUUCCUGAUUGUUGGGUGAAUUGGCACUCAAUAGAAUACAUAAACUUGGGAAACAACAAUCUAGAGGGGAGUAUUCCAAGUUCCAUAAAGUUUCUAGGUUACUUGAAAUCAUUGGAGGUGCGCAGCAAUAGUCUCUCGGGAGAAUUUCCUUUGUCUCUACGAAGUUGUACAAAUUUAUUAACAGUAGACCUUGGUGUGAAUAAAUUUGUUGGAAGCAUACUGGCAUGUAUAGGGAGAAGUCUUAUAGACUUGAAGUUUCUUGGCCUUCGUUCCAUCAAGUUUACAGGGAUCCAAGAUGAUGUAAUUCUGGUGACAAAAGGAAGUGAGUAUCAAUAUAACACUAUUCUGGCACUCGUGACCAACCUGGACCUUUCAAGCUACAAUUUUUCAAGAGAGAUCCCUGAGGAACUCACAAGUUUAUUGGGCUUGCGAUCAAUAAAUCUAUCUCGAAGUCACUUGACAGGAAUGAUCCCCAAGAAGAUUGUUGUCAGUGUAGCCAGAGACGACACAAACGACGUCGUUUUGGAGUACAAGAAAGCACUAUAG